AUGACGAGCAGCCACCUAAAGUCAGAUGAUACGUUAAAUUCAACUCUUGAUUCGUCUUCAACUACCAAACAAUCAUUAGAUAUUCUGACAACAAUUGAAUUAAAUCAAGUUCAACAAGAUUCUAAUAAUUUCGAAUUAGAAAAACAAUCGCUAUUUGAAGAAUAUGUAUCGUUGAAAAAACAAUGUGAUGAACUUAUUAAACAAAAACAAACGAUGGAAACUAGAUCUCAUAUACUAUUAAACGAAAGUCAUCGAAUAAUUGAAGAAAAAGAUAAUGAACUAAAACAUCUUCGAGAAACUACCAAUACUGUUUUAUCAAAUAAUCAAACGGAUGCCAAUGAAUUUGUUAAAUAUCAAAGAAUGCUAAAUGAAUUAAAAGAUGAAAAUAUUCAUUUGAAAAAUGAAAUGUUUAGUUUGCAAAACAUACUCGAAUCGAAAGAAAAAAAUGAGAAAGAAUAUCAAGAACAAAUUCAUAGAUUACAAUUACGAAUUACAGAGCUUGAAGAUUGGAAUGUAGAUUGUCAAAAUAAUGAAUCAUCUGGAAUAAUUGAAACGAAAAAUACAAAAAAUACUAAUUUUCAAUCAAAUCUCGAUUUAUUAACAUCCCGUAAUAGACAAUUAGAAAAUGAUUUACAACGUUUACAAUUACAACAACGCAACAAUCAAUUAGCAUUAGAACGUCUUGAUGAAUAUGAAGAAACAAUUUCUCAAUUACAAGAAGAACUUAAUCAAUUAAAUUCAAAUAAGAAAAAACAACAAACCGGUGUUGAUGAAGAUAUGAAUCAUCUUCUUAUGGAAGAACGAAAAAGAUACGAUGCAAUAUUUGAUCUUCUUGAAGAAACACGUUUACAAUUGAAAAAUGAAAGUAAACAGUCUGAAGAAAAAAUUUCAAAAAUUGAAACUAAUUUAAACGAAAAAUUUGAACAAGAAAAAAUAAAUCUUGAAAGUCAACUUCAGAUUAAAGACAAGCAAAUUGAAAUUGAAAGAAAUGAACGAGAAAAUCUUCAAAAACAGAUAAAUAAUCUCCAACAAUUGAAAGAUGAUCAAGAACAAGAAAGUCGUUUAAAAGAAAUAUAUAUUAGAGAAAUGCUUGAACGACAAAUCAUUGAACUUAAUGAAGAAGUACAAUCAUUAGAAAACGAUAAAAAUGAACUUAAUUAUCAAAUAGAUCAACUUCAACAACAGUUACAGUCAAAAGAUCAAUUAAUUCAAAAUUUUCAGACUUUCACUACGACACCUGGUGCACCACCCAUGAUCAAUUCAUCAUCACAUAUUCGAGAUGUUUCUCUAUCACCACAAAUAUCAUCUGAUCGUUUACUUGAACUCGAAGGUCAAAUUUAUCAAAAUGAAGAAAAAUUUCGUCAAAUAAAUUCCAUCUAUAGUCAAUUUCUUAGUCUUUUACCGUGUGAAUAUACAUCUUCAAAUGAUACUUAUGUAUCAUUAUCAGAUCGAUUUGUUAAUCUCUUUGAACAAUUCUCAACAUAUAUUGGUACAUUUUCUAUAAUACAAGAAGAACUUGAUUCUUUAAAACAAAUACUUAUUGAAAGACAAGAUGAACUUGAAAAAUUACGAACACAUUUAGAAUUAACAACAGAUAAAUUAGCACAAUUACAAGAAGAACAAUCUUUAUUAAAUAGAAAUAAAUCAUUUGAAAGUGAUGAAGAUGAAUUAGAAGAAAUUCUUGGAUUUCAACAACGUGCACCAUCAAGACAAUCACUAUUAUCGAUUACACCAGGUGAAAAACAACAAUUACUUGCACAAAAUGAACUUCUUUCAUCAUUAUUAACUGAAAAAGAACAAGAAUUAAUAUCAUUACAACAAGCAGAAAAAUCACAUGAAGAUUUAAUAAAAAAUUUAGAAACGUUACGACUGAAUUUACAACAAAUGGAACAUGAUAAAGAUAUUAAACAAAUUGAAUUAAAUGAUAUAAGAAAUGUACUCGAUGAAAAAUUAAGAGAAAAUUCUUCAUUAAAAAAAGAAAAAAUGUAUUUUAUUGAAAAACUUGCUGAAUAUGAACGUGAACGACAAGAACAAAAAUCAAUUAUUCAAAUGUCAUCUAAACAAUCAUCUCAAGAUAAAACUGAUAAUAAUUUCAGUGAAGAACAAUAUAAAAACCUUUCUUCUAAUUAUGAUCAAUUACUUGAAUUAUCUAAACGUCAAGAAGACGAAUCUUCAUCAUAUUAUCAUGAAUAUGCACGUAUUCUUUCUCUCUAUAACGAUCUUAAUACGAAAUAUAGUCAACUUGAAAUUGAUUAUAAAUCUAUUCAAUCAUUACUUCAACAAAAAAAUGAAGCAUAUUUACAAUGCCAGAAUGAAUUAAAUACUUAUCAAAAUUUAUUAUAUCAUCAAAAGAAAAAAUCUGAUGAUAUUGAUUUAUUACGUUCAACAUUAAAUGAACGUGAAAUAAAAAUUCAACAAUUAAUUAAUAAUGAAAAUCAAUUACUUAUGAAACAAUCUGAAUUAGAAUCUCAUAUGAAAUUAUUAGAAGAAAAUAAUUUUAAAUUAAAAUUAAAUCAACAAUUAUUUGAACAAAUACAAUUAGAUAUAAAACGUAUUACACACGAACGAGAUUUAGCUAUUGUAGAAAAAAAACAAAUAGAAAAUGAAAUAGAACUUAAUAGAGAAAAACUUUUACAAUAUGAAGAACGUGAGAAAAAGUUAACGACUGAAAUCGAACGCUUAUGUCAAAUAGAAAAAACAUUAAGAACUCAACUUGAACAAUUAGAUAAUUCAAAUCAAGAAAAAACUGAAUUUAUUCAUCAAUUUACUAUGAAUAAUGAACAAUCUCAACAAGAAUUAUUAAUGAAAUUAGAAACAUUAAAGCAUGAAAAUACAGAGAUUAAAGAAUUUAAUACAAAUUUAACUAAUCAAUUACAAGAUCAAAUCAAAUGUUCACAAAAUUUACAAAAUAGUCUUGAUCAAAUUCAACAGGAACGUGAACAACAUAUAAAUGAACAUUUAUUUCAAUAUCAAGAUUCUUUACGUGAACAAAUAUCAAUUUCAGCUCAUUUAACAAAUGAAAAUAAUGAACUUCAUCAACAUUUAGAAGAAUAUAAUGAAAUAUUAUUAUCUGUAAAUCAUUUAAAUGAUGAAAUAAAAACAAAAGAUUUAUUAAUAAACAAACUUCUAAUUGAAAUUGAUAAAAAAAAUAAACAAAUUUUAGAAUAUAAUGAAAAUUUUCAAACAAUAAAUGAUACACGUGUUGAAAAACAACUUGUUAAAAAUAUUCUUUUAUCUUAUUUUCAUACACCAAUUGAUAAACAACAAGAAGUUAUUCCAAUUUUAAGUGCACUAGUUGGAUUUACACAAGAAGAAUAUCAAAAAGUUAUGAAUAUAAUAUCGAAUAAUUGUAAUAAUAACACUAGUACAAAUUGGUUAACUAGUUGGCUUAGUAUAAAUUCAUCAAAACCAAAAAUACAAUCGAAUAUUUCAUUUGAUCAAUCGAAUAAAUCAUUUACUGAAUUAUUAAUUCAAUAUGUUGAUCAACAAUCAGUGAAUACUUUUCCACAGGCAAUAUCGAAUUUUAAUACUGAUGAAUGUAAUAAUCAUCAAAAUUUGAAUAAUUCAACUGUUUCUACAUCUGAUAAUUCUAUGCAUUUUCCUCGUGAUAAACAAUUAAAUACAAUCGAUUCAACAACAUCGAAUGUUGAACAAAAUAUAAAUAUUCAUAAUCAAUCUCCUCUUCCAACAUCAUCUACAAUUGUUGAUGGUCUUUUAACAGUUUGA
Molecule: messenger RNA, 3726 nt
Organism: Rotaria sp. Silwood2
Lineage: Eukaryota; Metazoa; Rotifera; Eurotatoria; Philodinida; Philodinidae
Source: the annotation of a GenBank genome assembly